Messenger RNA from Rotaria sp. Silwood2, 456 nucleotides. NCBI's taxonomy places the organism in Eukaryota, Metazoa, Rotifera, Eurotatoria, Philodinida, Philodinidae. The record is from the annotation of a GenBank genome assembly.
AUGCUCGAACGUGCACCUCGUCUCUUUGAAUUAGCAACUGAGGAUCUGCACAGUUGUUGGCCUCUAGAAAUGCUUUCACUUGAUCUACAUAAUGCGUCGGUAUCUUAUCUUAUUUUCUUAUCAUUCUUAGGAUUUUGUCGUCAAUUCUACGACAAUGAACAAUCUAUUGUAUUAAGCUACUCAUCACUUGGCACUCAAUGGGAAGUACUUAAUAUUGGUGUGACAAAUCAAACAUGUAUUCUUGAUUUGAUUAAUAAUAUGCACAAACUUCGAGUGCUGAAUGUUCCAUGCCAAGAUACAAAAGUGAAUAAAAUGCUAAGUAAUUGGUCUCAGACUGAACAUGAAUAUCAACAGGAGCAAGAUGAAUUUCUCGAACGGUUACGAGAGCACUUGCCAUUAUCAUGUUCUUGGCCAAAAUAUAAAUGGAAUGGCCCGACUCGAUUGUGGAUUCGUUGA